AUGACAGAAGAUAAUAUUGCUCCAAUCGCCUCCGUUAAAGUGGUCACUGACAAGUGUACGUACACGGAAAACGAGCUGCUAACGAAGUACAGCUACGAAAACGCAGUAGUUAGUAAACCAGCUAGUGGCCGCUUUGAUGUCACGCCCACUGUUCAAGACUACGUGUUCAAAGUGGACUUGAACAAGCCUGAAAAAUUGGGAAUUAUGCUUAUUGGGCUAGGUGGCAACAACGGCUCCACUUUGGUGGCUUCCGUCUUGGCAAACAAGCACAAUAUCGAGUUUCAAACUAAGGAGGGCCUCAAGCAACCAAAUUAUUUCGGCUCUAUGACUCAAUCCUCUACUUUGAAACUAGGUAUUGACGCGGAGGGGAAUGAUGUUUAUGCUCCUUUCAACUCUCUCUUGCCCAUGGUUAACCCAAACGACUUUGUCGUUUCUGGUUGGGACAUUAACAACGCAGAUCUAUUUGAAGCUAUGCAGAGGGGCCAGGUUCUCGAAUACGACCUACAAAAACGUUUGAAGGGCAAGAUGUCCUUAGUGAAACCCCUGCCUUCCAUUUACUACCCUGACUUCAUUGCAGCUAACCAAGAUAAGAGAGCCAAUAACUGCUUCAAUUUGGAUGAGAAAGGUAAUGUAACCACAAGAGGUAAGUGGGCCCAUUUGCAACGGAUUAGACGCGAUAUACAGAAGUUCAAAGAGGAAAACGCCCUUGAUAAAGUAAUUGUUCUUUGGACUGCAAAUACUGAGAGGUACGUAGAAGUAUCCGCUGGUGUUAAUGACACCAUGGAAAACCUCUUACAGUCCAUUAAGAAUGACCAUGAAGAGAUUGCCCCUUCCACGAUCUUUGCUGCUGCAUCUAUCUUGGAAGGUGUUCCUUAUAUCAACGGUUCACCGCAGAACACUUUUGUUCCCGGCUUAGUUCAGCUGGCUGAGCAUGAGGGGACGUUCAUUGCGGGAGACGACUUCAAGUCGGGGCAAACAAAGUUGAAAUCUGUUUUGGCCCAGUUCUUGGUGGAUGCAGGUAUCAAACCUGUCUCCAUUGCAUCCUACAACCAUUUAGGUAAUAAUGACGGUUAUAACUUAUCCGCCCCAAAGCAGUUCAGGUCUAAGGAGAUUUCCAAAAGCUCUGUUAUAGAUGACAUCAUCGCAUCUAAUGAUAUCUUGUACAAUGAUAAACUGGGCAAAAAAGUCGACCACUGCAUUGUCAUCAAAUACAUGAAACCCGUCGGGGAUUCAAAAGUGGCAAUGGAUGAGUAUUACAGUGAGUUGAUGUUAGGGGGCCAUAAUCGGAUUUCCAUCCACAAUGUUUGCGAAGAUUCGUUACUGGCUACCCCCUUGAUCAUCGAUCUUCUCGUGAUGACUGAGUUUUGUACAAGAGUGUCCUAUAAGAAGGUGGGCUCAGUUCAAGAAGAUGGUGCCAAAUUUAAGAGCUUUUAUCCGGUUUUAACCUUCUUGAGUUACUGGUUAAAAGCGCCACUGACGAGACCAGGAUUUCAUCCCGUGAAUGGCUUAAACAAGCAAAGAACCGCCUUGGAGAAUUUUUUAAGAUUGUUGAUUGGAUUACCGUCUCUAAACGAACUGAGAUUCGAAGAGAGACUGUUAUAA
Saccharomyces paradoxus is the source of this 1602-nucleotide messenger RNA. It is a transcript of the gene INO1, whose product is annotated as inositol-3-phosphate synthase INO1. The transcript has a single exon. The record is from RefSeq and is a predicted model, not a curated record. The coding region runs from base 1 to 1602 and encodes 533 amino acids. Gene Ontology annotation, biological process: phospholipid biosynthetic process; inositol biosynthetic process. Gene Ontology annotation, cellular component: cytoplasm. Gene Ontology annotation, molecular function: inositol-3-phosphate synthase activity. Lineage: Eukaryota; Fungi; Ascomycota; Saccharomycetes; Saccharomycetales; Saccharomycetaceae.